GUGAAUAAGACGUUUAUUUGACGUUUGAAACGCCACAUUGUGACUUUUAGGUGAACGAACCUUCCUUUUCUAUUUUGUUGCGGAACACGAACUCGUGUCUUUGCUCGAUUUUACCCAAAAAAAGUCGUUCAAGAUGUCAACAGCUACAAUUCGUACACGUAAAUUUAUGACAAAUCGGUUAUUGUGCCGCAAACAAAUGGUUGUCGACGUUUUGCAUCCCGGUUUGGCAUCCGUGCCCAAGAAGGAGAUCCGCGAAAAGUUGGCUGCCAUGUACAAAGUCACGCCCGAUGUCGUCUUCACCUUCGGUUAUCAAACAAACUUUGGCGGCGGCAAAUCCACGGGAUUCGCCCUCAUCUACGAUACCUUGGAUUACGCCAAGAAAUUCGAGCCAAAACAUCGUUUGGGACGUCAUGGACUCUAUGAGAAGAAACAAGUGACCCGCAAACAACGCAAGGAACGUAAGAACAGAACGAAGAAGGUGCGCGGUACAGCCAAGGCAAAGGUUGGUCAAGCAUCCAAGAAGUAAACGAUCGUUGAAGCAAUUUAAACUGCUCGCGGUAUUAAGAUGGCAAACACUAUCAUGUCAUGAAAAUGAAAUAAAUAAUAAAAAAUCUUGCAAAAAAAA
Molecule: messenger RNA, 625 nt
Organism: Culicoides brevitarsis
Lineage: Eukaryota; Metazoa; Arthropoda; Insecta; Diptera; Ceratopogonidae
Gene: RpS24
Product: small ribosomal subunit protein eS24
Exons: 2
Coding region: 134-526 (130 amino acids)
Biological process (GO): translation
Cellular component (GO): ribosome
Molecular function (GO): structural constituent of ribosome
Source: RefSeq, a predicted model, not a curated record